AUGUCAGAUGCUCAGCAGUAUCUGCUGGACUUUGAUAGGAACAAGAAAGAAGCCACGGCGACUGCUCAGCGGAGCGCGACGCGACUGAAGAAUGGCGAAUUGAAGCUUAUCAGCCUGGUCACUGACCUUGGGGAAUACUUGAACAGUGAAGAUGGAGCCACACGGUCGAAGACGAUGUCGUACCUUGCGGAGGUACUCGCAGCCGUCCCACAGAAGGUUCUUUCCCUCCAACAACGGAACCUGCUCUGCGACUUCACUCUUUCCCGAACCGAAGACAACGAAGGCCUCGGGUCAUGCGCAAAGGCACUCCUGGCGCUGGAAGAGCUUGGGAAGUGGGACGACCAGCGGGUAGUCAGCAUCGUUGAGGCACUCCUCAAUAACACACAUCCGCUACGGCAAUACAAGCAGCAGAGCGAACGUUACCCCGUGCUGCGCCUGAUCGAUACGCUCAUGGCGAAAUACCGCGACGCCCUGAGAGCCCACCACGAUGCGACACCAGACUUCUUGGGACGCUUCAUAUCAUACUUUGACGGAGAGAAAGAUCCUCGGAACUUGAUGGUCGUCUUCUCGAUACUCAGGGUUCCGAUGACGGAAUGGAACAUCGGCGGAGAUGCACAGGACCUGUUUGACGCAGUCUUCAACUACUUCCCGAUUACCUUCAGGCCGCCACCUGAUGAUCCGUAUGGCAUCACGGCGCAGGACCUGAAGGAUCGCUUGCGAGAUUGUAUUUCAUCCACGGCCGACUUUGCGCCAUAUGCGUUCCCUGCGCUUCUGGACAAGCUCGAUUCCACAUCGAUGAACACCAAGCGAGACGUUCUGUCAACGAUUACAGCCUCAGUGACCGAGUACGGACCAAGGACAGUAUCUUUAUACGCGGUCACGCUAUGGGACGCACUGAAGUUUGAAGUCUUGAAUGUACAAGAGGAAGACCUGGCGAAGGAAGCGCUUGCAGGUCUAGCAGCAAUUGCACGGACACUAUCGAAGGGUACCCCAGGAUCACUCAAUGCGUAUCUCAAACCUGUUAUCAAGGAGUGCAACGAACACCUCGAAGAUGCGCCCACGAAGCAAUCCCAAGCUUCCGCAAGGUUUCUCGAGAGCAUCGCCAAUGUGUCUCCCGAAGUUACUAGCCUCGUACUGGCCGGUGUGCUACCGAAUCUUUUCCUACUAUUCCAGACAGCUGACACAAUGGCAAAGCGCCGGGGUUUACUGGAAGUUCUCGUACAACUAGUAAAAGCUAACAUCGACGUCUAUGGUGACUGGAGAAAGAUGGGCCCUGGUGGAGAAGAAAUCAGCAACAAUGCGCUCGCUCAGUUCCGAGACCAAGCGCUAGAAGUCAUGUUGAAUGGUCUCGAGACGGCCCCAGCCAAAGAAGUGUCGUUCAGAUUAGUCUGUCUUGAUGGACUCAUCCAGCUAUCAAAAGCGCGAGGUCUGCUUAGCGAUGACGAUAUCGGCAGAAUCAUUCAGCUUCUGCAUUCCAUCGUCAUCCACGAAGAAUCACAUGGAAAGGACGAGGUCAAGGAAGCAGCCAUCAACGGUAUCGUUGAGAUUGCGCACCAGAAGCCACAGGUCGUAGUCGAGAAAGCGUUCCCGGCUUUCCUUGCGCAACUACCAGACACAGACGCAAACGGGUCAACACAUUACUCAACGGUCCUCGAAGCAUUCGCCAAGCUCGCCAGCGAAGAGCAGGUCUUCGACACCGUCAUUCUGCGACUCAAGAACAAGUUCAGCGCGGCAGUCCAACAGGGCGCUUCUUCUACAUACAUCGUCGCGCUUCUUUCCGCGAUGUUGUAUGCCCUCAAGAAGGGCGAGAACAAGCUGUCGCAGGGCUCAGACAGCUCCACUUACUACAAGGACAUCGCGUUGCCACUCAUCGAACGCGCAUCAAGUUCUGAUGAAACACAUCCAGCGGCUUUUGACGACGAGACCACACUCGAUCUUGUCGGCCGCAUAUGCAACUUGAUCAUCAGGUACCUUCCUACCGAACAGCAGAAUAAUGUUGCUGUGGAGCUGUACACCUUGUUCCGUGGCAAGCCACAAACCGAACUACCACCCUUCAGUGUCGACGCCGGUGUGGAAGCGAACAAGACGAUGAUUGUUUCCACACACCUCCUCGCUUCCCUGCACAAAGAUGCGACACUACCUUGUGAAUUACAACUUUUGAUCUCUUCUCUAGCAAACUACGCUCAGCAGCCCUCAUUAUCCCUACCAGUCCGAUCAGCAUCCCUUCGGCAGAUGUCUCUCAUCAUCAACAAGUACUAUACCAGCGCUGCACUUAAGACAUGCAUGGACCCUCUCGUCGCGGACUUUGAUCUUCUCAACCCGGAGAAGCUUGAUCCGCCACGGAUACGCAUCAUCUUCGCGUGCCUCAAGGGUAUUGUAUUGCGGAGCAGCCCUGCGCUGAACACACUGUAUCCGACGCUCUUGUCUUUGCUAUCACAUCCGAAGUAUGGCAGUACCGUCGCGCAAGGUUUCACAACACUUCUGCAACCCGACGACCUUCUCAGCAAGGAAAACCACUGCCAGAUCCUUGGUCUCCAUAAGCAUAAGAGCUUUGCGUUACUGGUACCGAACAUCACAAAAUCAUUCCGGGAAGCGGAUGCCCAGACGAAGCCCAAUUAUCUCAUCGCACUGAGCGGAGCACUGAGAUGGAUGCCAUUUGAGAUAGUAGUCGAGGAAGUUGGACAGCUUGUUACCCUGCUUCUCCAAUCUUUGGACCUCAAGGGCGUGGACGUUGUUAAGGAGGCUGCAAUCGGCACUCUCACUUCAACUCUCACGGAGAAGCCGGAAGUGCUCGAGGAGCAUGCUGGUGCACUCAUCUCUCGUCUUCUGAACAACGCUACCGUUACGAAGGAAAACAAGACUACGCCACCACCGCCAGCAGUGAGGGUAGCAGCUUUGAAAUGUCUGCAUCUGGUUGCAGAGAAGUUCAAGGAAGAGAGAAUACUAGGCUACAGGAGAGAGGUCGUUAGGAGACUCAUUGCUGCUCUGGAUGAUGGGAAGAGAGAUGUCAGAAGUGCGGCUGUGAAAUGCCGGGCGAAGUGGUUACUAGCUGAUGAACCAGACGAUGAUUAG
Alternaria arbusti is the source of this 3072-nucleotide messenger RNA. RefSeq lists its product as uncharacterized. The record is from RefSeq and is a predicted model, not a curated record. Gene Ontology annotation, biological process: iron-sulfur cluster assembly. Gene Ontology annotation, cellular component: cytosolic [4Fe-4S] assembly targeting complex. The coding region runs from base 1 to 3072 and encodes 1023 amino acids. The transcript has 4 exons. NCBI's taxonomy places the organism in Eukaryota, Fungi, Ascomycota, Dothideomycetes, Pleosporales, Pleosporaceae.